Molecule: messenger RNA, 735 nt
Organism: Nycticebus coucang (slow loris)
Lineage: Eukaryota; Metazoa; Chordata; Mammalia; Primates; Lorisidae
Gene: EIF1AX
Product: eukaryotic translation initiation factor 1A X-linked
Exons: 7
Coding region: 200-634 (144 amino acids)
Biological process (GO): translational initiation
Cellular component (GO): cytoplasm
Molecular function (GO): RNA binding; translation initiation factor activity
Source: RefSeq, a predicted model, not a curated record
CGCCAUUUGCCGCCGAUGAGCGUGGACGCAGGCUGAUCUCGGAAGAGCUUGGUGGCCAGACUCUUCCGCGCGCGCUACCCGACCUCCAGCUUCGGCUUCGUCCUGCGCGGUCCUUCGUGUCGUCGUCCCUCAGAGCAGUCACCGCCACCGCUGCCUCCCCCCGGAAAAAAGUCACAGACACCGCGAGGCCACCUUCACCAUGCCCAAAAAUAAAGGUAAGGGAGGUAAAAACAGACGCAGAGGUAAGAAUGAGAAUGAAUCUGAGAAAAGAGAGCUGGUAUUCAAAGAAGAUGGACAAGAGUAUGCCCAAGUAAUCAAAAUGUUAGGAAAUGGAAGAUUAGAGGCAAUGUGUUUUGAUGGAGUGAAGAGGUUAUGUCACAUCAGAGGGAAAUUGAGGAAAAAGGUUUGGAUAAAUACUUCAGACAUCAUAUUGGUUGGUCUCAGAGACUACCAGGAUAACAAAGCUGAUGUGAUUUUAAAAUACAAUGCAGAUGAAGCCAGAAGUCUGAAGGCAUAUGGGGAGCUUCCAGAACACGCUAAAAUCAAUGAAACUGAUACAUUUGGUCCUGGAGAUGAUGAUGAAAUUCAGUUUGAUGACAUUGGAGAUGAUGAUGAAGACAUCGAUGAUAUCUAAAAAACCUGGACAUUGUACAUUCCAGCUUUUCUCAAAAUUGUCCUGCAAUUUGGAUUUUGGCCAUCAAAAAGGAGAUUAAAAUCUCAUUAGCAUGAAUACAA